UUGGCGCCCACCGUGGGGCCUUCAGCGUCUGCGGCCGGUGUCUUCUUCCGGACGGGCCUCACCACCACCACCGGCGAGCGAGUCGCUUCAGGCUUGGUCUGGAGAUUCGGCUCCCUCGACUGCGUCAGCGACAACGCUGGCUGCUUCGCCGACAGGCCUUUCCCUGCCGGCGGCAGCAUCAUCUCCUUCGGCCAGCACGACGUCUACGUCGCUGCCAUCGCGCCACCGCGCUACCCGCAGCAGGUGCUGCGCUGUGCAAGCCCUCCCCCAGGAGCCGGCGCCAGCAACACCCUCGCCAGCCCCUGCGUCGUGCAGGAGGUUAUGGCGACCGGUGACGAGAACACCACCCGGACCACGCGCGUCCGCGGCCCGAACCUGGAGCGCAACGCCGACGGCGGCGGCUCCGGCUCCGGCCCAAAGGCACCGCCACCACCGUCCCGCCUGGAGGAGGCCAGGGCCAAACUGAGCACUCCGCUCACCGCCGGCGCAGACCCCACCACCAUCGAGGCAGACCUCGAGGCACACCGCCAGUUCCUCCUGAAACAGGCGGAGGAAGUGGCCGCCGCCAAGCGCCAGCUGGAAAUCACCAGGCGCGAGUUCGACCGCGCCCACGGUUUCACUCCGGCUGGUAACUACCCCAGCCGAGCCGGCCAGAUCCGCCGCAGAGGAGGCGGCUUAGGCGCCGAGAUCGACCGCGACGGCGCGGAUUCGCCGGCUCCUUCCAUGGAGCUGCCGGCCUACAACACCCCCGACAAGAACAUGCGCGCAGCGGAAGCUGCCGCAGAAGAGCUGAGCCGCCUGGAGGGCGAAGAGCUACGCUGCGAAACGAGGCGGGUAACGAAGUUGCUCCACAUCGCCUCCGAGCAGCAGAAAAACCCAAGGUACGCCGGCAACGUUCAUGUUGCAGCCGGUCGCAACGGAGGCGGCCCUAGGGACACGGCGGAGUCAUCCUCACCCGCGCCAAGCCGGCGCCGGGACUCCCAGGCCACCCGCGACAGCCCAAGCCGGCAGAGCCGGCUGAGAAGCGGCAGAAGCGGCUACAGCCGCCCGCCACCAAGCGGCAGCCAGGAGUACAACUCCGAGCAACCGGCGCCAAGAUGGCCACCUCAGCCGGCUCCCGAAGCAAGCGGCGCUCGCCAGCCGGCCCACUCCCGGCUGGGCCCGCGCGUCGAGCCGGUUGACGCCAGAAACCGCCUCGACCGGCUCAUGGAAUCCCGCAUCGCGGAGGAAGAAGGGCCAGCCGGCCCGAAAUGUUUCGGCCCGCGCAUCCUGGGCGAGCCCAUGGUCGACGGUUUUCAACUCCCCCGCGAUACGCCCAAGUACGACGGCUCCGCCAAGCCGGAGGACUGGUUGCUGGAUUACUCCACGGCAGUCGGCAUCGCCAAGGGCAACAAGCGCUGGGCAGGGCGGUACCUCGCUGAGGACGCCGCCUACAUCAUCUUCACCUCCGAGCCCGAGGACAAAACGAGCCAGCAGCGCCGUUCCCUCGAGGUAAACGCGGUCAUACCGCCGGUCCCGCAGUACCUAAACUAG
Lolium perenne is the source of this 1533-nucleotide messenger RNA. NCBI's taxonomy places the organism in Eukaryota, Viridiplantae, Streptophyta, Magnoliopsida, Poales, Poaceae. The record is from RefSeq and is a predicted model, not a curated record.